Symbiodinium sp. CCMP2592 is the source of this 903-nucleotide messenger RNA. The record is from the annotation of a GenBank genome assembly. NCBI's taxonomy places the organism in Eukaryota, Dinophyceae, Suessiales, Symbiodiniaceae.
GCGUCCAAGCCUGGCCCCGAGAUUUUUGUCCGUUGCAAAAUCGCGGCCCGCGGGUCCAGCGAUUGGCACGGCUUGAUCCUCGGCGGCAGGGCCCUCGACUGCGCCAGCAGGAUGGGCCUGGGGUUCAGACGGUUCAGAGCCGGGCCAGAGCACCAUAUCCUGGAUACGCUCAGCGAGCUUCCAGACACCACGGCCCCUCCACCAGCUUCUGCUGAGCCAGCCGUCCCUUCGGACGCGGCUCGUGCCGUGGGAGCCGCGAAUGUACUCGGCCUGAUUGCCGCCUUGACUGCCUUCGAGCUGUGCUGGGCCUUCUCGAAGAGGCCCUUGAAGGACGUCGACACCUUUAUGGCGUGCGUGGAAGCCAAGUCUGGCCGCACGUCCGGCGCCGACGCUGAGGGCAAGGACGAACCCAUGGAGGACGAGGCGGACCGCGCCGAAGGCGGCGCGGCCUCGCGCGCCUCAGGUGCGGUGUUGUACUGCCGCUGCUCCAGGUACGGCAUCGAGCCGCCGUACGAUGGUGAGGAGGAGGAGCCGGUCGACCGCUCCCGUGACCCCGCCGGCGGGCCCUCUGCUGCAGCUGCCUCGCGGAAGGGCGGCCGCAACAAGGCCCGCGAACCGGUGCCCAUGCGGCGGGAUCCCGCGCGGGGCCAGCGGAGUGAAGCACUCGAAGCAGAGGACUCCUUGAGCUGGCAUGUCAUGCCCAAGCUGCAUCAAUUCCAGCACAUUUGUGAAAGCAAAUUCAAUGCCAAGGAUUUCUGGUGCUAUGCAGAUGAAACCCUGGGAGGGCAUUUGGCACAGCUCUUCCUUCGCAGAGGUGGUGCUAAUAAUCCGAGCGAAAACUGUGCUCGAGCCUUGGAGAAAUGGCAGCAGAUUGCGCCAUUUCCUGCUGUCACCAGGCCCUAG